This is a messenger RNA of Vicia faba (fava bean), 1074 nucleotides long. Lineage: Eukaryota; Viridiplantae; Streptophyta; Magnoliopsida; Fabales; Fabaceae. The record is from the annotation of a GenBank genome assembly.
AUGGCUCUUCAUUAUUUUAGAAUUCUUAUGAUAUUACUCUCAUUCAAAAUCACCAUAUCAUAUAAAAUCCAAGCAUCAUUUGUUUUUGGAGAUUCUUUACUUGAUGUUGGAAACAACAAUUACAUUACUUCACUUGCCAAAGCAAAUAAUUACCCUUAUGGAAUUGAUUUUGGCAAACCAACAGGUCGUUUUUGCAAUGGAAGAACCGUUGUGGAUGUUAUAGAGCAAAAAUUGGGUCUAGGGUUUACUCCUCCUUACUUGUCUCCUAAUACUUCUGGAAUGGUGAUUCUAAAAGGUGUUAAUUAUGCUUCUGCUGCAGCUGGAAUUCUCAAUUACACUGGUCAUGUUUUUGUUGGUCGAAUUAACUUCGACGCACAGAUUGAUAACUUUGCAAAUACAAGACAAGAAAUCAUAACAAAAAUUGGUGUUCCUGCAGCUCUCAAAUUGCUUAACAAUGCUCUCUUCACGGUAGCGUUUGGUUCAAAUGAUUUCCUUGAUAAUUAUUUGUCACCUCCACCAAUUCCAAAUUUUCAGUUUUUGUCUCCACAAUCAUUUGUGGCCAUCAUGAUAUCAACUUUCAGAGUACAAUUAACUAGGUUGUUCAAUCUUGGAGCAAGAAAGAUUCUUGUGGUAAAUGUUGGGCCUAUUGGGUGUAUACCAUAUAUUAGAGAUUCAAACCCAUUUUCUGGAGACAAAUGUGUCACAUUCCCUAAUCAACUAGCUCACUUAUUUAACACUCAAUUGAAAACCCUUGUUGAAGAAUUGAGAACAAUUUUGAAAGGUUCAUUAUUUGUUUAUGGAGAUGCUUACCACAUUAUGGAAGAUAUCAGGAUGAAUUACUCUAAAUAUGGUUUCAAGAAUCCAAAUUCUGCAUGUUGUCACCUAGUUGGUCGAUUUGGAGGGGUGAUUGCAUGUGGUGGUUAUUCAAUAGUUUGUGAAGAUAGAUCAAAGUAUAUUUUUUGGGAUACUUUUCAUCCUAGCGAUGCUGCCAAUGUUAUCAUUGCUAAACGUUUAUUAAAUGGUGAUAUUAAUGAUGUUUCGCCUACUAAUGUUUGGCAACUCUUGCAAGGUUGA